CCAGGUGAUUACCUCAUGAAACUGUUUGGUUUUUGUUUACAGCAAGAGAAGCUCCUGGAAGGUUAUGUGGGCUUUGCCAAUCUCCCAAACCAAGUGUACAGAAAGUCCGUCAAGAGAGGCUUCGAGUUCACUCUCAUGGUCGUGGGUGAAUCUGGUUUGGGGAAGUCUACACUGAUCAACUCCCUCUUCCUGACAGACUUGUAUUCACCUGAAUACCCUGGACCCUCCCACAGAAUCAAGAAGACAGUACAGGUGGAGCAGUCGAAGGUGCUGGUAAAGGAAGGAGGAGUUCAGCUGCUUCUCACCAUCGUUGACACGCCAGGGUUCGGGGACGCUGUCGACAACAGUAACUGCUGGCAGCCAGUCAUCGAUCACAUCGACAGUAAGUUUGAGGAUUACCUCAACUCAGAGUCCCGGGUCAACAGACGGCAGAUGCCUGACAACAGAGUGCACUGCUGCCUCUACUUCAUUGCCCCCUCUGGACACGGGUUGAAGCCUCUUGAUAUAGAGUUCAUGAAGCGGUUACAUGAAAAAGUGAACAUCAUCCCCCUCAUCGCCAAAGCGGACACAAUGACUCCUGAGGAGUGCCAACAGUUCAAGAAGCAGAUCAUGCGAGAAAUCACAGAGCACAAAAUCCAGAUCUACGAGUUCCCAGAGACCAACGAUGAGGAGGAGAACAAGAUGGUCAAGAAGAUCAAGGAUCGCUUGCCCCUGGCUGUUGUUGGUAGCAACACCAUCAUCGUGGUCAACGAGAAGCGGGUGAGAGGGAGGCAGUACCCCUGGGGCGUGGCGGAAGUGGAGAAUGGAGAGCACUGUGACUUCACCAUCCUGAGGAACAUGCUCAUCAGAACCCACAUGCAGGACCUGAAGGAUGUGACUAACAACGUCCACUAUGAGAACUACCGCAGCAGGAAGCUAGCAGCCGUCACAUACAACGGAGUGGACAACAACAAGAACAAGGGACCAAUGACCAAAUUUGACACAAGUGAAGGCAUGAGUCCCCUGGCCCAGAUGGAGGAGGAGAGGAGGGAGCACGUGACCAAGAUGGAGAAGAUGGAGAUGGAAAUGGAGCAGGUGUUUGAGAUGAAGGUCAAGGAGAAGAUCCAGAAGCUCAAAGACUCUGAGCUAGAGCUCCAGCGGCGCCAUGAGCAGAUGAAGAAGAACCUGGAGGCCCAGCACAAGGAGCUGGAGGAGAAGAGACGCCAGCUGGAGGACGAGAAGCACAACUGGGAGGCACAGCAGAGGGUGCUGGAGCAACAGAAACUAGACGCAUCCAGAACCCUGGAAAAGAACAAAAAGAAGAAGAUAUUUUAAAAGUAUUUCGGCAAGACCACCGUGUGACAAUGUACUAGUUGCCAAUUUCCCAACCUGGACUGUCAGUUUGUCUGUCGACCAACAACCUGUUACUGUGUGUCUGCAUGGAGGAGCAGUGUGGCAUGUCUGGGGGGGUUCAACCUGGGGUCCUACAUUAGACCUACUGUCACAGACAUGCUCAGUCCUGGAAGGUGUCUCCUUUCUGUUCUCUCGCUCUCCUCCCCAAAGACCUUUCUUAUUCUCCCUGAAAUGGGCAUGUUAGACUGUUGUACAAUCAUGUUUUUUGGUUCGCAGUUCUCAAGCACACGCAGUCCCACACGCACACAACAAAACACACAGGUAUGAGCUAUUUCAUGAUUUCAGAGACGAUUCCCUUUUCUUUUUGAAACCCAGAAUGCCACACAGCCUUGCUUUCUUAUCCUCUUUCUAGUUAGAUGACCUUGGAGACAGACUGCACUGCUUUCCUCUUUCUAGUUAGAUGACCUUGGAGACAGACUGCACUGCUUUCCUCUUUCUAGUUAGAUGACCUUGGAGACAGACUGCACUGCUUUCCUCUUUCUAGUUAGAUGACCUUGGAGACAGACUGCACUGCUUUCCUCUUUCUAGUUAGAUGUCCUUGGAGACUGCACGACUUUGUUGUAGUGUUCUAUUUAAUGCCAAAUGACCAAACUGCGGAGUAGGACACACCAAGCUACACACCUCAGGCGUUUUUCUUUUUAUAACAAUUUUAGUUAUUUAGUUAUCGUUGUUAUUUUUUGGCCCUCAUCCAAAAAUGUUAUCCUCUUCCAAUUCUUGUCAUUUAAAUCAUCUAGCCAUGGACCGCUGUGUAUAACUUCAGUCAUAUUAGAACCUUUCAUUGCUGGUUAUUUUGUCCUUUUUUCCCUCUCUCUCUAUUAUAUUGGCCCUGCUACAGUAAUCGUUACAUUUUUCAUUUUGUGUUUGUAGGCAUUUCUCCAUUCUGGUCUUUGAGGUUUACUGUGCAUACUGAAUUUCACUCCAGCUGCUACACAGUAGGCCCCCUUGACCAGGGCAGGGAAACCCUGUUUUAGAAGACGGUGGGGGAGGAAAGUUUGGUUGUUAACUCAACCCGUUAACAUAACCCUGAUGUAGUUUACUUACAAUGACCAAUGACUGUAAACAGGUCUGUAUUGACUGUAAUAAACAACGAUGGGGUUCCCUUCCCUUACAUCACAUUUAA
This is a messenger RNA of Oncorhynchus nerka (sockeye salmon), 2512 nucleotides long. Its product is annotated as septin-7-like. Gene Ontology annotation, biological process: cilium assembly; cytoskeleton-dependent cytokinesis; intracellular protein localization. The transcript has 13 exons. Bases 16 to 1314 code for a protein of 432 amino acids. Gene Ontology annotation, molecular function: GTP binding; GTPase activity; molecular adaptor activity. The record is from RefSeq and is a predicted model, not a curated record. Lineage: Eukaryota; Metazoa; Chordata; Actinopteri; Salmoniformes; Salmonidae. Gene Ontology annotation, cellular component: microtubule cytoskeleton; septin ring; septin complex.